AUGAGCACAAUUACAAUUCCAAUUGACGAGUAUGUCCGGCAGCAAGCCAACGAACAAAAGGCAAAGCAACACAUAGCUGAGAUAGAGUCUCUUAAAGCUGAAUUGACUGCUCUAGUUACUAAAUCGAAGAUGAUUGAAGAUAAGAACAUAGAGAUGUCCAAACAAAUUGCACAAAAUGAGAUUCACCUUACUGAGGCUAAUCUUCGGUGUGAAAUACAAAAAGUGAAUGUUAUUAAAGUAUCUCAAGAAAAGCAGAUGGCUGAGACUCGUCUUAAGCAUGUCAUGCGAGAUUAUGGAGUCUUAAAACACCAAUAUGAAGAACUUACGAUGGAACUUUCUGAUUUUGCGACGCUUGUUGAAACGGAGGAGACUGUCGAAUUGUUAGACCGGUCAGAGAAAGAGAAAAUAGAAAAAGAGCGCGAGAAGAAGCCACGUCGCCGGAAGGAGAAAGGUGAAAAGGGUGAAGAAAAAGAGAAGAAAAAGAAAGUUGAGAAGAGUGAAAACAAUGAGAAGACGGAGACUGCUGAUGGCGACACCAAAGUCGAAGGUGAAAAUAUUGAAGUGAAAUGUGAUAUUUAUGAUGAUGAGACAGAUACAAUCGAUGACUUUGCGAUGAUGGGAGUUAAAGAUGACAUAGAUGAGACUGAGGAACUUUCAACAUCUGUUCUUUUCAAGAACCCACAGAAGUGUGUUUUUAGUGUUAAUUACAAUUUAGUUAUCGAAGUGAUGAAGAACAUUAUCGAUAAUGGGAAGAAUGUAGCUCGUAUUAAAGGAUUUCCAUCUAUUCUUGCUGUCGAUGUUUUCAAAGAAUACACCAAAAUGAAGAAUAUCAAUAUCUAUGAUGGAAUUAAAGGUGAAAAAGAGAGAAAAAACCACUUGAGGUACAACGUCGGAAGUUUCAAUAAGUGUUUAAAAAAACUCGAAGAUGCUCGAGUUAAAAAAGGAUUACCAGAGACUAUCAGAGUCGUCACUUCGUGUUACGUAUACAUCCAGUGCAUCGGCGACCAAUUCAGAGGGCGUGGUCCAACAGCUUGA
Molecule: messenger RNA, 1035 nt
Organism: Entamoeba invadens IP1
Lineage: Eukaryota; Evosea; Mastigamoebida; Endamoebidae
Exons: 1
Coding region: 1-1035 (344 amino acids)
Source: RefSeq, a predicted model, not a curated record